This is a messenger RNA of Mycotypha africana, 952 nucleotides long. RefSeq lists its product as uncharacterized. NCBI's taxonomy places the organism in Eukaryota, Fungi, Mucoromycota, Mucoromycetes, Mucorales, Mycotyphaceae. Gene Ontology annotation, biological process: protein monoubiquitination; protein polyubiquitination. Bases 161 to 880 code for a protein of 239 amino acids. The transcript is spliced from 3 exons. The record is from RefSeq and is a predicted model, not a curated record. Gene Ontology annotation, molecular function: ubiquitin protein ligase activity.
UCGUUAUUUUGAUUUAGUCCGUUGGCAUUUGUCGCUUGUGAAGGUUUUUGCUUAACACCCAUUUCGAAUGUUGCAGGUAGUUAAAGAAAAAGGGAGGAGGCUCGAAAUGAAAAAGUUGUUUUAGCUUCUUUUCACCUGUUCUUGUUUAUGCUAAAUAUACAUGGGAAUUGAAGACGAAGGUAGUCAAGAAAGCAACAGUAGACUAUCGAUUAAACCAAAAUGCAGUAUCUGUUUACAAGUCUAUAGUAACAGAACGUAUACCCGGCCUUGUUUUCAUUCUUUCUGCUUCCACUGUAUCUGCCAAUGGAUAAAUACGGCCUCCACACUAUGUCCCAUUUGCAGACAAACGAUCGAUUCAUUUGUAUAUAAUAUCAACGAAGAAAAAGAAACGUUCAGUGAAUAUUUUUUGAAAGACAAAGGCAAUAGGAAGUUGCAUGAGCCGCCUUUACGGAAAAAAAAUUAUGUUACCUACGAGCAAAAGAAGCGAAUAGAGAGAAAACAAAUGUAUGAAGGCCAUUUGCACGUCUUGCAUUAUCCAGAGCCAUUAGAUAAACAUCGUCAAUUAACUGUCAUUGAACCUCAACAUAUACCACGCUCACGUAUUUUUCUGCAACGUGAAUUGAGGAUCAUCCUUACUAUAGACGAGGUAGACGAGUUUGUCUUACAGCAUAUGAUACAGUUACUACUGUUGCCUUUUGAGCAGAAAUGGCAGACGAUGUAUGAUCCUUCAUAUCUCCAGAUGGUCGCCGAAUGGCUUAACAAUAAGUUAACUCUUGCAAAGAAGCUUAUAGACGAAUUGUUAGCAUUUAUAAAAUCUGGCCUCUCUUACGAACAGUUUAUUACUACGAUCGAAUAUAAUUCAAUUAAUCAACAAAAAUGAUAUGUAUUUAAUAGUAAAAGCAAUAGCACUAAUACUAGUAAUAAUUAUAAUGACUUUGGGGAAAUGUACAUA